AUGAAGGGCACCUCCAUUUUCCAAUUCAAGUCGUGGCCCAAAAUACAUCAGCCACUACCUCGAACUCCGCGAGAGUCUCAACAGUUACUGAAUGCCCUCACAUCAUCCUUUCGCAGUCAAUUGGACCAGGCGUACCCAGCCUCCAAGCCACCCCAUAAUGAAAGCGAUCGGCAGCCCUUGAAUACGGAUUCCUCGCUUCAUGCAACAGACCAACACUUGCAUAAUAUCCUGGAUAACCCGUUAUUUCGAAUCGUACCACCCAAGGCUACGUCUCUGGACCAUCAUGCGGGAAAGAAUAUUAGCCAAGACAAGCGACUAGCUGAGAACCCAAUGGGGCUCUUCGAUGAAAUGGCAGCAUCGGGAGCAGUCACACCGUUUUUGCUUACUAAAUGCUUAAAGUCGCAACUUCUGCUAGUGCGCUCCUCAGAUAAUGGGGAAGUCAGCGAGACGAUGAAGACGUCUCGUACCGCAUCUAGAGUGGUAGAUUGGUUUUGGGCUUCAGAUGGGGCUUCCCGACAAAUGCUUCUACGCUGGAAAGCUACUUCCUCGUCCUUGGCCAAGUUCAUGGUCGCAGAAGGUCUUCAAGAUACGAUUAUCUGUUGGCUCGAAAUGCUCAUGAGCUAUGACCUCGGCGGUCAUAAUGGCCGAAUGAAUGAGGUGGUGGCCCAGCAAACUUUUAACAACUUUCUGGUUGGCUUCAUAGAAGCUGAAAUUCGAUAUGGAAAGGGUUUGGGCUCGGCAUUCCAACAUUACGUACAUGUCUGCAACAUGCAUUCAAUAUCUCGACAGAAAACCCAUUUGCCUGGAAAAACAAUGUUGUUGGAAGCCGGAGCCCGUCUUAACCGAGCGGCAUUGGAACUCAAACCUUUGAAUGAGCUAGUAUCGGUCACGACCUACGAUGAGUAUCAGAGUGUAAUCUCCACACUGUCCGUCCCGAACUCAUUGAUAUCCGCCAGCAUAUCGCUUUGCCAUCCAAAAAAUCCUGACCCUCAACCUUUAAUUCGAUUCGUGGAAACCUUGUCGCCUACCAAAUUCCUUUCUUGGAAUUCUCCGCGACGGGAUGCGGUACUUCGUAUUGCGUGCGAUGCACUACACCUUUUGAUUGAUCGGAAGAAUAUCCGGGAGGCUAUUCAUCUGGCUCACCUUAUACAGCAAUUCUUUCCAAAUACGACCGCAGAUUCUACCGCUGAAGGAUCUCGCCUUCCUAUCUCUUCCAAAGAACAGGAGGAUCUUCUUAGCCGUCUUGAAUUUAGCUUGGCCUGA
Molecule: messenger RNA, 1263 nt
Organism: Penicillium angulare
Lineage: Eukaryota; Fungi; Ascomycota; Eurotiomycetes; Eurotiales; Aspergillaceae
Exons: 1
Coding region: 1-1263 (420 amino acids)
Source: RefSeq, a predicted model, not a curated record